Molecule: messenger RNA, 939 nt
Organism: Cuscuta campestris
Lineage: Eukaryota; Viridiplantae; Streptophyta; Magnoliopsida; Solanales; Convolvulaceae
Source: the annotation of a GenBank genome assembly
GCAGCAAUAAAAUUCCAAGCUCAAAUUUUCAGGAGAAUUAGGAUCCACAAGCCAUGGGUCUAGCGAUGGACUUUUCGGAUUUAAUAAUUUGCGAUUCGAUGAAGCCGGCGGAGGAGGUUGACGUGGAAGGCGAAGGAGAGAUGCCCGACGAAGAUUCAGGUGUCCGUAUUGUUGAUUCAUUCAAGGACCCUUUGGGAACCAUUGUGGAAUACAGUGGUUGCGAAGACAUGAACACUCCUGGCGAUUAUCAAGAUUUCUCCGAUUCCGAAGAUGAGAAAACCUUUAGACAAUACAGAAAGGAAUUUCUCGCUAGUGAUGGUUAUGAUAUCACUACCUUCUAUUAUUAUCCUUUCACGAUGGGUCUCCUCGAACCCAUCCCUCUGGAACCUGGCGAAAGGUUAUAUGAAGCUUGCGUCCAUGCUGUACAAAGAUUGAUUACAUAUCUCAGGGAAAAGAGAGGAAGAAGUCUUGAAUUUGUGGAACUUAUUAAGGCAAAUACGGCUAUAAAUACUUCUCGUUUCUAUUUCGCCACCUUUACCGCUAUGGAAUGUGGAAAACUAGGAACUUAUCAAGCCAGACUGUUUCGAACUAUUCGAGGCAGCGAGGUUGAGAUUUUUCAGUUUAGGGAGGCACCUAUGGUAGAUGGAGAUCAGAAGCUGUGGAAUUAGUGUCUGCACAUGGUCCUAUGUGGUUUGUGAGUUUAAAUAGAUAAGCUCUAUUUUGUUUUCUGUUUUGGUAAUUUAUUGCAGUGCUCCAAUGGUUGUGAAGCCAUUAUAAAGUCUUAUGGUUAUUUAUGUUAAAUUGUGACACAAUCUUUUUCAUCCUUAGUUGUUGGUUGUCCUAUGUUGUCUGUGAGUCUAAAAAGAUGAACUCUACCUUGUUCUCUGUUUUAUUUUGUUGCUGUGAUCAAAUAGCUGUGAAGCCAUUAUACAAUCUUAU